UACACCGUGUACACACUUGUACGAGUUUUUUUUUUGUGAAUGCUCCCGGUACUGUUGUGGUAUGGGCUUGGCGACGGCAGAUCCUGUUUUAGAAGAUUUGGAACCACCGGAUGAGGAACGACCUAUGAGUCUCUGGUCAUGUGUCUUCUACGUCAUUGCCAACGUCAUUGGGAUGGUCCUAUACUGGCUGUACCAGCAACAAAGAUCACAACGCCUGCGACAAGAAGAGAGCGACUACAUUGACAGAUCAGGAGACAGUCUUGGUGUGUCCAGCAACUUGACCACCAACUACUACAGUCGUCAGAGCCGACGUACAGCGAGCCAGUCUUCACUGCUGUCCAUCCUGGGAAUAUCCUACAACGGCUACAAGACCUUCUACGCUUUCGAGGACAGGUUCAGCAACUUUGAUGACGUGAGUUGGGA
Molecule: messenger RNA, 423 nt
Organism: Physella acuta
Lineage: Eukaryota; Metazoa; Mollusca; Gastropoda; Physidae
Source: RefSeq, a predicted model, not a curated record